AUGUCUUCCAACAAGAAAGAGCUGCUCAGAAGCAUAUUCACACCCAAUAGAGGGUGUGGGUGUGGAAGGCCAAAGCUCUCAGACAUAGUCAACCCAACACCAAGGCCCAGAACCUCCCAUUUCCAGAAGCCGAAACCUUGUCCUUCUUCAUCAAGUUCUUGGGAGAGAGGUGAUGGAGACCACACUUCCACCACCACAUUCUCUCUCAAUAUCGAAACUUGUUCAAAUCCUUCGGAGCCUGAAAAUGAUCCCAAGUGCAAGAAGAUGAUCAGCCCAAGCCAGAAGCUCAGCGAAAGCAUCGCUGUUGUUAAGGAUUCCAAUGACCCAUACCAUGAUUUUCGACAAUCUAUGCUUCAAAUGAUCCUGGAGAAACAGAUUUUCUCAAAGGGGGAUCUUCAGGAGCUCCUCAACUGCUUCCUUCAGCUGAAUUCUCCUUGUCACCACGAUGUUAUUAUCCAAGCUUUCAUGGAGAUCUGGAAUGGGGUCAUCUCAGAAAGGCUGUCACACCAAGUUUAG
Molecule: messenger RNA, 516 nt
Organism: Vitis vinifera (wine grape)
Lineage: Eukaryota; Viridiplantae; Streptophyta; Magnoliopsida; Vitales; Vitaceae
Product: transcription repressor OFP6
Exons: 1
Coding region: 1-516 (171 amino acids)
Biological process (GO): negative regulation of DNA-templated transcription
Source: RefSeq, a predicted model, not a curated record